AUGAGAUACCUAGCCUUACUUUCGGCGCUCUCCGUCGCACCCCUAUUAGCCUCGGCCUUCAACUAUACUACCCCGAACCCAAGAUCUUUCUCGCCGGCACUUAAUAAUAACAAAACGAAAGACUGUCCACCUUGCUUCAACUGCCACCUACCGGUCCACCAAUGUAAGCAGUUUGCGAACUGCAAUUCGUACAACGGAAGAUGCGACUGUCCUGCUGGUUGGGGAGGAGACGACUGUAGCGAGCCAGAAUGCGGCGGUCUCAGCGAUGGACUGGAUCGAUACAUCCGACCUAAAGGCGAAAAGUGUAAAUGCAAAGAUGGGUGGGGUGGAAUCAAUUGCAAUCUCUGUACAACCAAUGAUGCUUGUAUUUCUCUCAUGCCGGAAGGCGUUGAAGGUACCUGCUACAAGGGCGGUCUUGUGGUGAGGGAGAACUACCAGAUGUGCCGAGUUACCAAUAAGAAGAUCCAGGACCAAUUGGGGGAUUCGAAAGCCGAUGUUACCUUCGCCUGCGACGCAGAAAAAGAAGAAUGUAAUUUCCAAUUCUGGGUCGAUGAGGAGGAAUCGUUCUAUUGCGCUCUCGACAAAUGCACAUUCGAAAUGGACUUCGGCGCCAGCAGCAACGUCACCCACUAUAAAUGCGAGACUGUCAAGUGCAAAUGUAUUACGGGACGAAUGAUGUGUGGUAAAGAUGGGUCUCUCGAUAUAUCCGACUUCCUUACAGAGGAGAUCAAAGGACCUGCCGAAUUCUCCUGCACUGCUUCCUACGACUCCUCUGAUACGAAGAAGGACGGUUGUUCCUUUUCCGAACCGGCUAUGAAUCAGUUGAUUAGCGAUGUCUUUGGCGAUAAGAGCAUCUUUUUGGACUGUAAUUCGGCCGAAUGUGUGCCAAGUUCGCUCAUUCCUGGCUAUAAACGGCCCCCGAAGAAGGUCAACAAAGCCUUGAUCGCCGGGGCAGUGGGAGGCUCUGUUAUCACUCUGGCUGCAGUCGUUGGAUUACUCUGGUUCCUUCAUAGGAAGUCGAACAAGUCUGGCCUUGGCCCUAUUCACCUUGGAUUGGAUGAUGAUGAGUCCAGCAAACUUAUCACCGAACAUAAGCCUGCAUCGCUUCUUUUCGAGGAUGUCUCUUACUCGGUUAAUGGCAAGCAGAUUCUCUCUGGUGUCCAUGGAGUUGUUAGUCCUGGUCAAGUCAUGGCGAUAAUGGGUGCUUCUGGAGCGGGAAAAACAACAUUCCUCGAUAUCCUUGCACGGAAGAACAAGCGUGGUACUGUCGGUGGGAAGAUCCUUGUUAACGGACUUUCCGUUAGUGAUGAUGAGUACAGAGACGUGAUUGGUUUUGUCGAUCAGGAAGAUACCUGCAUGCCGACAUUAACAGUUUACGAAACAAUCUUGAACAGUGCCCUGCUUCGUCUUCCCAAGGAUAUGGACUUUAAAUCAAAGCAAACUCGGGUCAUGGAAGUUAUGCAACAACUUGGCGUCUUGGGAAUCAAGGACUCACUCAUUGGAUCUGAAGAAGGGGAGCGUGGUAUCUCUGGUGGAGAAAGACGCCGUGUCAGUAUCGCCUGUGAACUCGUUACCAGUCCUGCAAUUCUCUUCCUCGAUGAACCCACCAGUGGUCUUGACGCCUACAAUGCCUACAACGUUGUCGAAUGCCUUGUUUCUCUCGCUCAGAACUACAACCGCACUAUCAUUUUCACAAUCCAUCAGCCGAGAUCCAACAUCGUUGCACUUUUCGACCGCCUUACCCUUCUUGCAAAGGGCCGAAUGGUUUACUCGGGUGACUUCAGAGCGUGUCAAGAUUAUUUUGCCGGCUGUGGAUACCCAUGUCCAGCUGGUUUCAACAUCGCUGAUUUCUUGGUUGAUCUGACAAUGCAUGCAAGUCAUAAGAGAACAGUCCCUAGCGAAGGAAAUGGAAGCUCUGAACCAAGCUCUUCGUCUACCGCAACUGAAAGACCCCAGCUUACCGGCCGCAAGAGAACGAACUCUGUCCGAGACCGCCAAGAACGUGCUCUGUUUACCCGAAAGUCUAGUGGGCUCGGCCAAAGUGCCGAUGAUGUAUCACUCGCCUCCGUUCCUGAUGAAUCUGAAGCCCUCCUCGCCGACCCCGAUCGUGAAGACGAUGCAGGCCUUCUUGAGGGCUCUUUCACUGCCCACUCCGAUCUAGACGUUCUCAUUACUUCUUAUCUUAACAGCGAUAUUUCUAAACAAGUUCAUGACGAAAUCCAGCAAAUUGUCACCACAGCCAAUAGCACCGAUGGUGAUGCUCACGCAACUCUCCUGGGUACUGGUCCUAUAACAGGUUUCAAGCGCAUCGGUUGGUUCGAACAGUUCUCUAUUGUGUCAGCGCGUACCUGGAAGAACCUCUACCGAAACCCCAUGCUUAUGCUUACUCACUAUGCUAUUCCUAUCGUCCUCGCCUGUCUUUGCGGCUUCUUGUUCUACGGUAUUACAGACGAUAUUGCUGGUUUCCAGAAUCGCAUGGGUCUUUUCUUUUUCGUCCUUGCCGUCUUCGGAUUCAGCGCUUUGACAUCCCUCCACGUCUUUUCUCAAGAACGACUAUUAUUUGUUCGUGAGCGUGCGAAUGGCUAUUACGCACCGAUCACUUACUUCUCCAGCAAAGUUGUUUUCGACAUCCUUCCAUUACGUCUCCUCCCACCAAUCAUACUGGGUGCGAUAGUCUACCCCAUGGUUGGAUUGUUACCAGAGUGGGAUGCAUUCUUCAAGUUCCUUCUUGUUCUGGUCUUAUUUAAUCUUGCUACUGCGACAUUGUGUCUAUUUAUUGGUAUAGUUUUUAAGGAUACUGGUAUUGCAAACUUAGUGGGCAGCUUGGUGAUGUUGUUCAGUUUGCUGAUGGCAGGUUUACUGUUGAAUCACGAUAAGAUUCCAGGACCUGCCAAAUGGCUACAAGUGAUAUCGAUCUUCCACUACGGGUUCGAAGCACUGAUUGUCAACGAGGUUACCACUCUGCAGCUAAUUGAUCGCAAAUAUGGACUGGAUAUCUCAGUCCCCGGAGCAACCAUUCUGACCACUUUCGGCUUCAAUAACCAGGCCUACUGGGGAGAUGUCAUUGGACUCGGGGUAUUCUCUGGAGUGUUUUUGGUACUAGGCUAUCUGGCCAUGCACUUCAUGUUAGUGGAAAGGAGAUAG
This is a messenger RNA of Orbilia oligospora ATCC 24927, 3144 nucleotides long. RefSeq lists its product as uncharacterized. NCBI's taxonomy places the organism in Eukaryota, Fungi, Ascomycota, Orbiliomycetes, Orbiliales, Orbiliaceae. Gene Ontology annotation, cellular component: membrane. Bases 1 to 3144 code for a protein of 1047 amino acids. The record is from RefSeq and is a predicted model, not a curated record. The transcript is spliced from 7 exons. Gene Ontology annotation, molecular function: ATP hydrolysis activity; ABC-type transporter activity; ATP binding.